This is a messenger RNA of Seminavis robusta, 585 nucleotides long. Lineage: Eukaryota; Bacillariophyta; Bacillariophyceae; Naviculales; Naviculaceae. The record is from the annotation of a GenBank genome assembly.
AUGAGCUCUUCUGUGAAUGCCGGUGCCAAGGCAUUGCAAGAACGUCUGCACGAACUGAUUACUCGUUUGGCGGCGACGACCGAAUUGGUCAAGAAUUGGCCGGAAUCCAAAGACGACGAUGCGUCGAUUCACGUGGAAACGACGACGAAACUGAUCAGCCACAUCAACAACGUGAUUGCUUCGGUGCAACGAGUGGAUGGCGUCGUCAAGGCGGAUGCGUUACUGCGCAAGAACUUGCAAGAGUGUUUGAUUCCCUUGGAUUUGCUGGAUUUGUUGGAUCAUGGCAAUGGAUUGAAUCCAGACUGCUUUUCACGGGCACUGCUGCGAGAAGCACUGGGACAGCUAGCCGGACUCAAGCGACGAAAAUUGGCACUCGAAAUGCUGGGGGCGGCCGUACAGUCGGGGCUCAAUCGGGAAGUCGCCAAGGAACGAAAGAAACAACAAAAAGAAAAUACUAGUACUUCUACGGAACCAACCAAGAAAAAGAGAAAAUUAGAACUAUCCGGCAAAACAUCAUCAUCCGCAGCAGACAGCCCUGGUCAAGACGCCAAGGAACCACCCACCAAAAAACAAAGUGUCAGUUAG